Molecule: messenger RNA, 773 nt
Organism: Ananas comosus (pineapple)
Lineage: Eukaryota; Viridiplantae; Streptophyta; Magnoliopsida; Poales; Bromeliaceae
Product: putative ripening-related protein 4
Exons: 1
Coding region: 38-601 (187 amino acids)
Source: RefSeq, a predicted model, not a curated record
UGUACAAAAAUCCACACCAAGAAGAACUGAACAAACUAUGGCUACUUCCCUUCUCGCUUUCGCGUCUCUACUACUACUAGUUGUGCUCUCCAACCCCGAUCUUGCCACAUCCGUCCGCAUUGCCGGAUCCUGCCACGCCAGCGGCUACUUGCCCGGCAAGUCGGGCAACUGCAACCGCGAGAACUACUCUGACUGCUGCGAAGACGGCAAGAAGUACCCACAGUACCGCUGCUCCCCUCCCGUCACCGUCGAAACUCCCGCGACCAUGACGUUGAACAGCUUCGCUAAGGGCGGGGACGGCGGGGGACCGUCGGAGUGCGACAACAAGUAUCAUCCAGAUGACGAAAAGGUGGUCGCGUUGUCGACCGGGUGGUUCGACGGGAUGACCCGAUGCCUGAAGAAUAUUAGGAUAAAUGCGAACGGGAACUCCGUGCUCGCGAAGGUCGUCGAUGAGUGUGACUCCGUGAACGGGUGCGACAAAGACCACGACUUCCAGCCGCCGUGCGCGAAUAACAUCGUGGACGCUUCGCCGGCCGUGUGGAAGGCGCUGGGGAUCCCGAAAAUGGUCGGAGAGUACAGCAUCACCUGGUCGGACGCCUGAUUGAUCGGUUGAUUGAGUUGCAUCGACGUGCACUCUUGUGCAUGCACUUUGAUGCACAAGAGUGCACGUAAUAUAAUUCGUAAACUUUGUUAUUUGCAUUACGUUGAGCUUAAUUAGUCGUUGCUUAUGUACGUACGAGUGUGGUGUGUUGUAUUAAUUUGUUGUCACUGUA